UCCGCUUCUACUUUAAAGAUCACUAUUUGAUGAUACUUGAGCCCUCUGAUGUGACAGAAACAAAAUCAUGAAACAUAAAAAAGAACUUUAUGUCAAGAUAAUCCACGGGGUAUUUUUAAAUCCCCCUCAAUAACAACAAACGUCUUCAGGCAUCUCAUCACAGCCAACUGUAUCACUUCCAUCAUGAGACGGCUGCAGACUGAACAAACCCUCCGGCUGGAAAAGUUCGCCCCGGUUGCAGCUGUUGCUCCCACUCAAGCAUCCUACACCCGUGAUCCACCCCCCACACCAACACACACUCUGACAAUGUGUGAGACACACCCAGGGACAUAUGCCUCAGACUUCGAGGCAGUCACACCACCGGACCAGCACCAAGUGAGAUGUUUGAGUCGGUGCCCUGAAUUCCUUGCUGCUGGAGAUGUUUAGGAACGCCUGCUGCUCAGACAUUAUUAAAAUUGAAUAGCUGCUAAAAGACUUUGGAGUAAUACAUCUCAAGAAAUGAAUGUGUAAUGUGUUCUUGUUCUUUAAUUGAUUUAAAUAAGUGGAAGUGUUUGUAAGGCGGCGGCUGGAUGUCAAAAUAUCUAACGCUCAGUCUUAAGACUUUCUAGGUCAAUGGUAAUUCGCUGAGGCAUCAUUGAUCCGUACGACUCUAGUUAAUAAAGCAGAUGUGUCUCCAGGAAAUGCAACAAUUACUUUGACUUUAUUUCUUCUAAUCAGUUUUUAAUAGAAAAGAAACUGACCUACAGAUUUUUUUUUGCCAAAAGUUACUUCUUUUUUUGAGCAUCAACCUCAAACUUGAUUAACUGCGUAAAUGUUGUUAAUAGUAUCAUUCCCAGCUUCAAUUCAUGAUCUUAAAGGUGUAAAAAAAAGAGACUGCAGAAGUAUUCGUACAAAAGCAGAUAAAUACUCCAGAUAAUUACAAAUGGAACCCAGUCAACGUGAAAGUAAAAAGCAUUGAUGCUAUUGUAGAUGCCAACAGACUACAGCAAACACACCUCAGUGAGAUGUGGGGAGAUGGAGAUGCAUGCUGCACAUGGUCGGAACAGGACUCUAACUCACGACCGUGGUCCCUAUACAUCGGGCAUGCUAACCCACUGCAUUCCUCAAAUUUACAAUUUUUUUAGAACAAGUUUCCUAUUUGAAUUCAGAAAACGCCUCUUAAAGGUGAGGUAGGCAGGAUCUGAGGAAGUGCCGGUU
Xyrichtys novacula (pearly razorfish) is the source of this 1197-nucleotide messenger RNA. The record is from the annotation of a GenBank genome assembly. Lineage: Eukaryota; Metazoa; Chordata; Actinopteri; Labriformes; Labridae.